GUUUUUGUUGUGUUUUCAGCCUAAAAACUUGUGUUUUUGUGUGUUUUUCAGCCCGUUAGCCUACAGUACCCUAGCAGACCUGGUGCACCAUGUGAGACAGCACCUACAGCUGUCAGACCUGGCGCUAGCUGUCCAUCUCUUCUCUAAGAAUGUGCACGAUGACUUACUGCCCAGCAGUAUCCAGACCAUGUCCUGCAAGUUGCUGCUGAACCUUGUGGAGUGCAUCAAGAGUGACCAGGACGGAGGAAAUGGCCGUGAGAUCCUGAUGAGAAUGUUGGAAGUGUUUGUGCUGAAGUUUCACACCAUCGCCAAGUUUCAGCUGCCCGGCAUCUUCGCUAAAUGUAAAAACGAGCGUGAACUUGACCUGAAAGCGGCGGCCAUCCCUCCCCCGCCCUCGCUGGCUAAGAGUGACAAGGAGAAGGAGGAAGAAAAGACGAAGCCGGCCGGCGGAAGUUUCAACAACUUCUCCGUCUCGGACUGUCGCAGUUUGGUGAAGACGCUGGUGUGUGGGGUCAAGACGAUCACCUGGGGAGCACAGUCUUGUAAGACUCCUGGAGAAACAUCCUUCGGGCCCAGUAAGCAGUUCCAGCCGAAGGAGACCGCGAUCUUCUCGGCGCUGGUUCGACACGCGUUGUGUGCGCUGGACAUCUACCAGAUCAACGUCACGCCAUCGGGACAGCCCUACAUCCGUGCGCAGAACUCCCAGACUGUGCGAAUGAAGGAAGAAAAGGAUGUACUGGAACAUUUUGCAGGAGUGUUCACCAUGAUGAACCUGCUCACAUUCAAAGAAAUCUUCUCCACAACCAUCGAGUUCAUGGUGGAGCGUAUCUACCACAACUACGCGCUGCAGAUCGUGGCUAACACGUUCCUGGCGAACCCCUCGACCUCCGCGACCUUUGCCACCAUCCUGGUGGACUAUCUACUGGACAGACUGGAGGAGAUCGGAUCUGCCAACAUCGAGAGGUCCAACCUGUACCUGAAACUGUUUAAGCUGGUGUUCGGCUCCGUCUCCCUGUUCGCAGCUGAGAAUGAGCAGAUGCUGAAGCCCCAUCUGCACAAGAUCGUGAACAGCUCGAUGGAGCUCGCCCAAACAGCAAAGGAGCCGUACAACUACUUCCUGCUGAUGCGGGCGCUGUUCCGCUCGAUCGGGGGCGGCAGCCAUGAUCUUCUGUACCAGGAAUUCUUACCUCUCCUGCCCCAUCUGCUGCAGGGCAGCCACGAUCUUCUGUACCAGGAGUUCUUACCUCUACUACCACAUCUACUGCAGGGUAAGUUUGUUUGUUUGUUUGUUUGUUUGUUUUGCUCCAUCGGGGGCGGCAGCCACGAUCUUCUGUACCAGGAGUUCUUACCUCUACUGCCCCAUCUACUGCAGGGACUGAAUAACCUGCAGAGCGGUCUCCAUAAGCAGCACAUGAAGGACUUGUUUGUCGAGCUGUGCCUGACCGUUCCCGUACGCCUUUCUUCGCUCCUGCCGUACCUGCCGAUGCUCAUGGACCCGCUUGUCUCGGCGCUGAACGGAUCGCAAACCUUGGUGAGCCAGGGCCUGCGCACCCUGGAGCUGUGUGUGGACAACCUGCAGCCGGAGUUCCUGUGGGACCACAUCCAGCCGGUCAGGGCCGAGCUCAUGCAGGCCCUGUGGCGAACCCUCCGGAAUCCCGCAGAGAACAUCGCUCAGGUGGCGUUCCGAGUCCUCGGGAAGUUUGGGGGAAACAAUAGGAAGAUGCUGAUGGA
Molecule: messenger RNA, 1731 nt
Organism: Branchiostoma floridae (Florida lancelet)
Lineage: Eukaryota; Metazoa; Chordata; Leptocardii; Amphioxiformes; Branchiostomatidae
Product: transformation/transcription domain-associated protein-like
Biological process (GO): regulation of DNA-templated transcription; DNA repair
Cellular component (GO): nucleus; SAGA complex; NuA4 histone acetyltransferase complex
Molecular function (GO): transcription coregulator activity
Source: RefSeq, a predicted model, not a curated record